Carassius gibelio (silver crucian carp) is the source of this 1569-nucleotide messenger RNA. Its product is annotated as glutathione peroxidase 3-like. Lineage: Eukaryota; Metazoa; Chordata; Actinopteri; Cypriniformes; Cyprinidae. The record is from RefSeq and is a predicted model, not a curated record. The transcript is spliced from 5 exons. Gene Ontology annotation, molecular function: glutathione peroxidase activity. Gene Ontology annotation, biological process: response to oxidative stress.
CUCAGCCACGCUUCAUUCAGACGACACACAGACACCCUGAAGGGGCCAAACGUCACCCUCAUGGGGAACCAGAAGAAUCCCUGGAUCUCUGCUCUGAUCUUGGUGGGUCUUCUACAUAAAGUUAGUGGACUACCAAAUACCCAGGUCUGUAACCCAGCUGUCAGUGACACUAUACACAACUAUGGUUUGAAAACCCUAAAUGGGACCCAGUACAUCCCAUUCUCCAAUUAUGCUGGAAAGCAUGUCCUCAUUGUCAAUGUGGCCACCUACUGAGGACUCACCUUCCAGUAUCUGGAAUUGAAUGCACUGCAACAGGAGUUACGAGAUGUUGGAUUCGCAAUCUUCGGGUUUCCAUGCAACCAAUUCGGGAUGCAAGAGCCUGGAAAAAAUAAUGAAAUUCUUUCUGCAUUAAAGUAUGUCCGUCCAGGCAAUGGAUUUGUUCCAAAUUUCCAGUUAUUUGAGAAGGUGGAUGUGAAUGGAGUCGAUGAACACGCUCUUUUCAAAUUUUUAAAGAAUGCCUGCCCACCGGUGGGAGACAGCUUCGGUAACCCCACCAACAGAUUGUUUUGGGAACCUCUCAAAAUCAACGACAUCAAGUGGAACUUUGAGAAGUUUCUGGUGGGUCCAGACGGCAGACCUGUGAUGAGGUGGUUUCCCAGAGUGAACGUAUCUGAAGUUAGGGAAGACAUCUUGAAAUACUUCAAGCUUGUUCAAACGGCCGAUUAACUUUAAAUCACUAGAUACUUUUUCUCUCUCUCCAGCAUUAAAUGUGUUCAAAUAGUCAAAACAGGGUUUCUGCAGGUUUUAUGAAGAGAACUUUAUGACCCUUUUAAAAGCAGUAAAGAAAAUAUAAGGAAUAAAUUAAAGGAAAAGCAAUAUGUUAAUAUGUUCUCUGAAUCUUAAUCUCUAGGGAAGCUCGGUUUUUCCAGUUUUCCCGUUCAGAUGUCUUAAGAUAUGUACAGAAAAGCAAAAAGAUAAAUCGAUUGGCUUAGAAAAAUCAAGUUUUCAAGAUAUGUGUUGUUAUUUGAUGUGUCUUGAUUUAAGGCUGUUUAGAUAUUUGUAUUGGGAAAAAAAUAGUGAGGAAUAUGAUAUUUUUUCUCUCAAGUGCAUACAUUUAAUGCUAUUAUUUAAUGAAUUUAAGACCUUUCUACUCCGAUUUAAAGCCUUAAUUUGUGGACGGGCGAAGUAAGACUUUUUAAGACCCGCAGAAACCCUGUAAUAGCAAGAUUACAUGUGUUACGAGUUAAAAAAUGUAAACCUUUGUGAAUUGGAUUAUUGUUACAAGAAUUUGAACAGUAUGAAGUUGAAGUAUAAGGAUUCCUAGACUGCUCCUUCUAGAGGCUGUCAAUGGGUGUGUUUGGAGACUGGCAUGUUGAUGACGGGAAGGCUUGAAAACAGACCCUCUGUGGUGCCUGACCUGAGCUCGAGGGCCAGCGGGCAGCUCUUUAGUGCAUUCAGGCUGCCCUGCUGUUGCUUUUCGAUCAUGUCACAUCUCCUAAACAAUCCUUUGAACUUGCUGCAGCCUCUGUGGACAUUCAGUAAAUAAAGAGUGAAAUGCAAGAAACGAAA